GACGCGCCCGGAAAUGUCGGCUUUUAUGACCAGUUAUUGGGCCUGAAAUGGGUCAGAGAAAACAUCCAUUUAUUUGGUGGAGAUAAGGAUCGGAUCACCAUUUUUGGUGAGAGCGCCGGGAGUUGGUCGGUGUCCGCACACAUACUCUCCCCGCUAUCAAAGGGUAUGUUUAAGAGGGCUAUUAUGGAGAGCGGCGCCCAUAUGUAUAACAAGGACAGGGAUGUCGUCACUAAAGCUGAAGCACUGCUUAAUGCCAAAGCAAUUCACGCCGAAUUGAUUAGGGAAUUAAAGUGCAGUAUUUUAGAGGAUUGGCUCAAUUCAAUCGAAUUACUGGGCUAUCACAACAUUAAUGUGCUUAAAGUCGAGGAACAUUACCUAAAAGGUGUCAACACUUGGGACAGUCAGGCACUUCGCACGGCGUUUAGUGCACUAUUAGGCGAUGCCAUAAACAUAUGUCCGACAUAUCUGUUCGCCAAACGGUUCGCACAAACUGUCAAAGAGUCGCAAAGUGUUUACUCAUACCAGUUGUUGUACGCAAGCGAUUAUUUUGCUAAGAAAAUGAGUUGCGAUAUAAAGACCAUGGGCAUUUGUCACGCCAUGGAUGUGCCCUUUGUAUUUGGUUUGCCAUUACUUUCGCCCAACGAUUACAGUCAGGAAGACAUCGAUUUUGCUAAAUAUGUGAUGAAAAUGUGGACAAAGUUUGCCACCGAU
Messenger RNA from Medioppia subpectinata, 711 nucleotides. The record is from the annotation of a GenBank genome assembly. NCBI's taxonomy places the organism in Eukaryota, Metazoa, Arthropoda, Arachnida, Sarcoptiformes, Oppiidae.